Molecule: messenger RNA, 4092 nt
Organism: Portunus trituberculatus (swimming crab)
Lineage: Eukaryota; Metazoa; Arthropoda; Malacostraca; Decapoda; Portunidae
Product: serine/threonine-protein phosphatase PP1-like
Exons: 9
Coding region: 358-1299 (313 amino acids)
Cellular component (GO): nucleus; cytoplasm
Molecular function (GO): protein serine/threonine phosphatase activity
Source: RefSeq, a predicted model, not a curated record
CGUGUGCCGUCGGCCAGAGCUGCACUGUCAAACGGAGUUGCGCGACGCCCUUCACCUGGGCAGGUGGAGCAGUGCACACUCUCCUCUGGGCAGUUGUCACAGCUGCAGCGGAGUGUCAGUCUGUAACACAACUCUCUCCAGCUCGCCGCUCGUCACUGCCGACUACUUCAGACUUUCAGUUUGACCUUGUGUUGCAUCGAAGUUUGUGCAUUUUCGGACUUAACCAACAAAGGAAAUAAGAGACAAAGGUUACCUUCUUUCCUUCACCACGGACCUUACCUUUUUCGUGACCUGACCACGACCACUGGUAGUCGUGGAGAAACUGCUGACCUGUUGAAAAAGCGGUGUGCCGCGCUGAUGGUGGUGGCGCAGAUCAAGAUGAGGUAUGAAGACCCUUUCGAUGUCGAUGCUUUCAUCAACAGUCUUCUCUUCCUCAAGAAGUACCCCGGCAAAAAUAUACGGAUGGAGGAGUCUAAGAUCCGGUCUCUGGUGGCAGCGGCGCGCCAGGUCCUCUUGGAACAGCCCACCCUAGUGGAACUGGAGGCGCCCGUCAACAUCAUUGGGGAUAUCCACGGCCAGUUUAACGACCUGCUACGACACUUCGAUAAAUUGGGAUACCCUCCUGAUCAAAACUACCUGUUCCUCGGGGACUAUGUGGAUAGAGGCAAGCAGUCUUUGGAGACCAUCUGUUUAGUCCUUGCCUACAAAAUCAAAUAUCCCAACAAUUUCUUCCUCUUGAGAGGCAAUCAUGAGUGCGCCUCCAUCAACAGAAUAUAUGGAUUUUAUGAUGAGUGCAAAAGAAGAUACAAUGUUAAGCUGUGGAAGACUUUUACAGACCUCUUUAACUGCUUACCCCUUGCGGCCCUGAUUGAGGGCACCAUCUUGUGUAUGCAUGGUGGCCUGUCUCCAGACCUUCACAAUCUUGAGCAGCUGAGAGCAAUAGAGAGACCACUAAAUGUUCCUGAUUCUGGUCUAGUCUGUGACAUACUUUGGGCUGAUCCAGAGGAGGAUGUGCGUGGUUGGGCACCCAAUGACCGUGGGGUAUCCUGGACUUUUGGAGGGGAUGUGCUCAGAGCAUUCCUUGAACACCAUAACCUAAGCCUGGUUGUGCGUGCCCAUCAGGUGGUUGAGGACGGCUAUCAGUUUUUUGAGAAGAGAUCAUUAGUAACAUUGUUUAGUGCUGCUAACUACUGUGGGGAGUUUGACAAUGCAGGGGCAGUGAUGGGUGUUAGUGAAGACCUCACCUGCUGGUUCAACAUCUUACCUCCCGAUCGUCGACGCACUUACAUUAAGAAAUGAGUGAUGGAAGCCUUAUUAGAGUGAUCAUUCUAUUUGUGGCUGUCGUUUGUCGAGUGUUCUACAUGACAGCAUGACAACGGCACUUCCGGUAGAUAACUCCAGCAUAACACAUAUGUGGAAAGCUGGAGCUCUCUAUAUCCUCCAGAUAUUAACUGAUUGUUAAAUUUCAAUAACAGCUCUUUUAUUAUGGAUUAUGUGAAGCUUUUGUUGCCUCUGCUACUCCAUUUCUUUUCUUUGUUUUUUUUCCAGUAGCACUACAACUUUAGUUUGGGUGGGCAUGGCUGUUAUGAAGACAGCACAUGUCACAGCUUUCAUUAGGACCACGUCAUUAACAUCCUGUGGCUCGUCUUUUUUUAAUUAUACUGACACAAAGAGUCAGUAUCCUUUUUUGUAGACAUAUUUUCAGUCUUGGAGGAUGUUCAUCUUUUAUGUGGAGUAGACUGAUAUAAACCAAAGAUUUAUAAGUUUCCAUAUAGCUGGUCAGUAAUUUAAAGUUUUAACUUUAAAUCUGUUUUAUCUUUGUCCUGAAUGUAUUUAUAUGAAUGUUCAGAUAGAAGGAUAAAUUAGAGAGACCAUUAUUAAAAGUCCCUCCAAAAAGCAACUUAGCAAACCAGUGUGAAAGCUAAGCAUUAUGUCUGCAUGACUGAACUGUUUUAUAGUUCAGAUGAUACUCCCUAACUCCUUUGAAUGCAGUGAGUACUAGUGGGUCGUCCCAAAAGCCGAGUGAAAUAAUGCAAAAUGAAAAUUAUUAUUGUGUAUUGUUUAUAUAGAAUCACAAUUUGAAAUUGUUUACAUUUAUUAGCCAACCAGUAACAGUACAUUCAAUACACAUUUUGUAUCAAAAAGCACCUACAUUAUAUCUGAAUUUUUUUGUUAUUGUGAUUGUAAAAUUAUUCUAUCUCUAUAGGGAUGUGAUCUACAUCUACUUUAAUCAAUGAUCAUACAAUAAAAUAUUUCUCAUUGGUGUAUUUGAAUUACCUGUCUUAAAAGCCACAUGCAUUGGGAUGACCCAUACAUAGCUACCAUGGAUAGAUCAGCCUGAAAGCCAUUGUUCCAGUCUUAUUGCAAUGCCAUUGUUAUAUAAUGACCAGCAGCAAGCAAUUUCUAACUAAAUAUGCCAUUUAAAAGUUAUAUGUACUUUACUCCAAUCUACAACAGAUUGAUACUCUAAAUAUGGUUGAUGGUUACUGCUCAUUACUGAGGUCUAUGGAAGGAGUCUGCAUGAGAUCAUGCAUAUAGCAGAAUGGAAAGACAAGAACACUUAUGCUUGUGUGAACAGUUAUGCUUGUGUUUAUUAGUUUAAUUUAUGUAUGUAUUUCUAAGUAAGAAUUUCUAUGUUUGUCCAUUGUGAUGAUCAACAUACAUGAAAACUAGAAAACAAAAAUUCCUGUUAUUGUUAAGGACAUGUGUAUCAGGCUUCAUUACACUGCACUUCCUGUGAAGGAAGAAAAAAACACAUCUCUUUCACUACUGUGGAGUUGUCUGCUACCUCUACCUUUUUGGAGAGAUGAGAAAAAUAAAUAAGUAAACAAGUAAAUACUCAUUCAGUUCUGCCAUACAACAACUACCUUUGUCCUAUACUACUAAGUAGAGGUGUGGCAAAUUAUAUUUAGAUCCAAUGUUUACCUUCCUGUUGGGAUGGGUUAUCUUUUUUUAAGCUGAGAAGGUCUUAAACUUAUUUAUAUUAUCUUUUAGAUGAAGAUGUUCCUGUUUGCCUUCAGUAAUUUCAUAGAAUUUCCAAGUGUACUAUUGUACCAAGUCCUAUUAUUGUUGAGCUCAGGAGAUUUACCUAAAACAUGUACUACAUAAACACUACAUUAUCCAAAGAAGAAAGUUAUGUUAAUUACAAAGCAUCCAACAUUACUGAAAAUUCAGUACCAUUGUUUAGCUCUUUAUAUGCAUGUCAACAUCAAUAUAAGAUUUAAAGUCAAAAUCCACUGAUAACAGUUUUUAUAGAAGCCGAUGCCAGAGCAUAAGAGUUGCUUCAUCAGACUAUUUUCAUUCUCUGAAUAUUCUCUAUCUGAUGAUACACUUUGGUGCAUCAUCAGAUGUAUGUAUAACCAAUAUCUCUGUAUUUAUCAAUAUACAGUUCAUUCAUUAUCAUUACACCAUAUGACACUUUGAAUUCAAAGUUAACAUGUUGCCUUGUGAAUUAUGAUCACUUUUAUUCAAGUUAACUUAGAUUAGUUCUAUUAUCUUUCUCUUUUCAUUUCACUGUGUUACUGAUUCACAAGUAACCAGUUUUCACAUCAGUGUUAAUUAUUUUAAGGGAUGGUAAAUUUAUCUGUAUUUUUCGAGAGCUCAUGAAAAGACACAGCUGGAAACACUGAGAAUUUAUAGAAAUUGUGAAAAUUGCAUCUGGAAAACCAAUAUAUUUUAAAAACUACAAGUUUAUAAAAUCAUUAACAAAUACUAGAAACCUUGCACAAUCACCUUUUACUCACAUACAAAAUGCACAUGACACUUAUUAUAUGAUAUUACUAUAAGUUAAAAGUAACACCUUUUGGGCCAUAUAUUGAUUCACUUACAAAUGUUUUGAAACACAUACAUGUCAAAUGAAAAACAAGAUCAUAGUUACUGAAAAAAAAAAAAAAAGUUCUGCUUUUCAUCAAAACACAAAAGAGCUAUUUGCUUUAUUUAGCACUAUGAUUCAGUAAGCUCAGAUAUUAUCACCAAAAGGUUUAUGAUAUUUGUUAUUACUUCAUGAUAUACCAGUAGCAUCUUGUUAGAAUAAAAUAGGAACAAUACUGUAUUCCUUCCUGUACGACAACUUAAUAAAUCAAGUUUUACAUG